Molecule: messenger RNA, 930 nt
Organism: Hirundo rustica (Barn swallow)
Lineage: Eukaryota; Metazoa; Chordata; Aves; Passeriformes; Hirundinidae
Product: interferon alpha-inducible protein 27-like protein 2B
Exons: 3
Coding region: 123-446 (107 amino acids)
Biological process (GO): apoptotic signaling pathway
Cellular component (GO): mitochondrion; membrane
Source: RefSeq, a predicted model, not a curated record
GUUUCUAUUCUCCCUCACCAUGGCAGCAGUUUCGUUUCUUCACUGUCAGCUGGAGAGUGUAUAAAAGAUGGGCUGAGCAGUCUGUGAGUGCUUCACUGGAAUUCUCACCAGCAGAAAGCAUCAUGUCUGACCGGAACGUCCACAGCGCUGGGUUCACUCCCUCUGGGAUCACAUCAGGAUCCCUUGCUUCAUCACUGAUGUCCCAAGAAGCAAGAGCCUCUGGGGGAGGUGUGCCUUCUGGAGGCCCCACUUCUACUCUCCAGGAAAUGGGUGCCAGGGGCACAACCCACUCAUCAGGUUAUACCAGCAGUGGGAUCGCUGGUGGCUCCGUGGCCUCCAGCAGGAUGUCUCAGGAGGCCACAGCUCACGGAGGUGGAGUUCCCAGAGGCAGCACCACUUCCACUGUGCAGUCCAUCUCCAUGGGUGGAAAAGGAGGAAGACGUUGAAUAGAGGAAAAACAUCAGUCUGGAAAUAAGUACUACAAGCAGUUCACCCUUCACCGUUGGCUAUGACAAUUUCUCCCCUUCUGUGAUCUCCCUGUUAGGAAAGGCAAAGCCUUCCACAUGUACAAAUAAAGUUUCUGUUAAAAUGAUGGAUUCUUGCAUUAAAUUAAUGGGGUUGGAGAUGAGGGAUGGUUCUUUCCUCCAUUAAGUAUUCCCUGAAGCACAGACAAACACAAGCCAAUGGAAGUUAAGGUACUUGGACUGCAAGGCUGCCUUAGGAAAAUCCUGGGUUUAGCACUAGGCUCCUCAAUUGCAAGUAGCUUGCUUUAUUUAUAUUACAAAAAGUAAUUACAGUGCAAAAGUCACCCUGUUGUGAGAGAGAAACGUAGAAACACUUAGUAAGGGACAGACAGAUGUUCCUUUUAGAUGUACUUCUAAUAGGCUAUCAAAUUAAAUUCUACUUAAUAAAGGAGACACAGCAAACAAA